Messenger RNA from Beauveria bassiana ARSEF 2860, 1110 nucleotides. RefSeq lists its product as uncharacterized. The transcript is spliced from 2 exons. Lineage: Eukaryota; Fungi; Ascomycota; Sordariomycetes; Hypocreales; Cordycipitaceae. The coding region runs from base 1 to 1110 and encodes 369 amino acids. The record is from RefSeq and is a predicted model, not a curated record.
AUGCUCCUCCUGCACGAGCAAAACCUCUCCCCCGAGGCCAUCGUCGAGGCUGUUUCGUCCAUCUUGCACGGCGCCGGGAGCGGGUGCAACGCCACUUUUGAGGGCGCCUACGGCGGAGACGAAUACCACGUCUUUCGCGUGAGCUUCUCUGACAUGCCGAGCGUGUGUCUGCGCGUCGAGCACGCGCGGCACGAGGAUGCGCCUCAGGCCAUCCUGGACCGCGUCGAGGGCGAGCGGCGCAUGUACGAGCGGCUGGGAAAGGUGGAUUUUCACUGGUCGACGCGACUGGUGGGCGCGAGCCUCUCCUUUGCGAACCCAAUCGGGUAUCCGUUCCUGGUGCUGGAUUUCGCGGGCGAGGAGCGGCUGCGGUGGACGGACGAGGUGCCGCGGCAGCCGGCGAGGGCGGCGCUGUUGAGGAGGCUGGCGGAGAUUCAGAUGCAGCUGGUGCAACGCACGCUGGAGACUAGAGACAUGACGGCGUACGAGUACUUUGAGCAAAAGAUUCAACGGCGGCUCACACGCAUCCGGCAAGGCAACCUCCCCGAGCUGGCCGAGCAAGACGUGCUCGAUCAAUUAGCCCUGCUGCCUCGCGUCCUCGGCGAGGACAAAAACAACAGACUGUUUGCCAUGGAGCACGGCGACCUGAAAGCAGAGAGCAUCAUCAGCAGCGGCGAGCAAUUCACCAUUGAAGCGUAUCUACUCACCCCCUUCUGCCUUGACUUUCGCUCCUCUUGGCUAAUGACGGCCCCGUCUUCUAGCAUCGUCGACUGGGGCACCGCGGAGAUGGUGCCCAUCAUGCAGGCCGCCCGGCUGCCGCCCCUUCUGCGGUGUGAGUCGGCCGACGACGUGCCCACCGAGACGAUGCUUCGCGACCGGGAGUCGUACGUAGCAGUGGCGGCGAUGGCGGCGGCGGCGACGGCGGCGACGGCGAGCGCGGGCAAGGACACGUCGACGGCAACGGCGGCGGCGGCGAUGAGAAAGGCGCAGAGAGGACUGAAUGUCGACUUUCGGACGCUGUAUCUGGAAUCGAUCAAGAGCGAGGGCAUGCUGGCGUCAAUGGCACGCGCGGGGUGGCGGCUCCCGUACUCGGAGCUCGGCGGCGAGGACUAG